Molecule: messenger RNA, 621 nt
Organism: Phytomonas sp. Hart1
Lineage: Eukaryota; Euglenozoa; Kinetoplastea; Trypanosomatida; Trypanosomatidae
Source: the annotation of a GenBank genome assembly
AUGAUUGAAUUGCCACCUGUUAAAAGCAUCAGCUACGAUGACCAUGCGCGAUCCAGUCUACCACCUGUUGUCGCACACUACUUUGAGGAUGAGGAGGAUCACAAAGUAGCCACUCUCCCUGGCACCCAUGUUGCUUUCAGCAAAACCAAGCCGUCAAACUCAGAGCCAGAUAAUACAAUAGCGCACCCUAUGUGGGACUGCGUGCAAUCCUCGUCGGGGUUGAGCUACUCGUGGGCCAAAUCGACCGCUCACGUGGGUGGGAAAAAGCACGGGAUCGGCGCCGUGAAUCACGGGGUUCGCGACAAGCCGCCGCGCCCGGGCCCGGAGAUAGAGCCCUUUUCUCUGCGGAAGAACAUUCAACUCGACCCCAUUCCCUUUUUAUCGAGGGAGUCCACAAGGGCCGGGAGCCUCAGCCAUUCUGUUACACCGCGGCUUGACGACGGGGCCCCCCGUCAUUUGGCCGAGUGCGAGGAGCCCUCACCGCUGCUAGCCUCAGCCCCCUUUCCUGCAGACUUGCGGGGGGGAGGGGGAGGGGGGGGUCAUCUUCCCCCCCCUCCGUUUCACACACGAACCUCGCGGCGCUCCCCCGCGGCGACGCCUACUACUCCCUCACAGAGGUGA